AUGGAAAACAAAGCUAUUACAUUUUACGGCGAUGCAGCGAAUAGAAUUGUCGAGUUGCUCUCUAACAAUAUUGCGUCCAAAACAGUCACAGAAAAACCAAAAGAAAUCAAAACAGUUGCAGAGAAUCAAACAGAAAUAAAAACAGUUACAGAGAAACCAAAAGUAACAACGGAACAAAAUGACAAGGAAUCCGAACUGACAUGCAAAGUAAAACGACCAACCGAUUGCGGUGACCUGGACAAAUCAACUUGUAAAAGUGGAAUUUACCAGAUCUUUCCUGGCAAAACAUCUGGUUUCAAUGUUUUCUGUGAAAUGGAGAAACAUGGUGGGGGUUGGACUGUUUUUCAACAUAGAAUGAACGGAAAGACACCAUUCUAUAGAGACUGGGCCUCUUAUAAGCGAGGAUUUGGUAACCAGAGUGAAGAAUUUUGGUUGGGUAACGACCAUCUGCAUCAACUUACAUCUCAAGGCAAAUAUAAACUGAGGAUUGAUAUGAAAGACUUCGAAAACAACCGAAAGUAUGCCCUGUAUCAGAAUUUCAGUUUUGGUAGCGAAAGUUCUUGUUAUGUUUUGCGUAUUAGUGGUUAUUCUGGUGAUGCAGGGGAUUCGAUGGCUUAUCAGAACAGAAUGAAAUUCUCAACCAAAGAUAAGGAUAACGAUAAUUAUAGAGGGUCAUGUGCAGUGAAGUUCAAGGGCGCCUGGUGGUAUAAAGGAUGUCAUUACAGCAACCUGAAUGGACUCUAUCUGAAAGGAAAACAUAAAUCAUUUGCUGAUGGCAUCGAGUGGUACACCUGGAAGGCGGUUACAUUUUAUGGUGAAACAGCUAAUAAAGUCGUUGAGUUGCUUUCUGACAAUUAUGCAUGCAAAACAGUCAAAGAAAAACCACCAAAGAAAAUAGUAGAUGAAGGCGAGGAUGACGAUGAACCCGAUUCCUCAUGCACAGUUAAACGGCCAACCGAUUGCGGUGACCUGGACAAAUCAACUUGUAAAAGUGGAAUUUACAAGAUCUUUCCUGAUAAAACAUCUGGUUUCAAGGUUUUCUGUGAAAUGAAGAAACAUGGUGGGGGCUGGACUGUUUUUCAACGUAGAAUGAACGGAAAGACUAUUUUUAUAGAGACUGGGACACUUAUAAAGAAGGAUUUUGUAAUCAGAAUGAAGAAUUUUGAUUGGGUUGGUGGUAUAAUGGAUGUCACUACAGCAACCUGA
This is a messenger RNA of Mytilus trossulus (common blue mussel), 1206 nucleotides long. Its product is annotated as ryncolin-4-like. The transcript has 10 exons. The record is from RefSeq and is a predicted model, not a curated record. Lineage: Eukaryota; Metazoa; Mollusca; Bivalvia; Mytilida; Mytilidae. Bases 1 to 1206 code for a protein of 401 amino acids.